AGAAACUACUUACAAAUUUGAGAGACACCAUCCCCUCCCCUCAUCUCUCUAGAACUUUCCUUUCCACCGCCUUAAAUAUACAUCUUCUCUCUCCUCCGCAUUACAAAAGGCACUCCACACAAGAUCUCAAAGCUCUCAAAUUUCACUCAAAGCUCAAAUUGAUCAACUAAAUUCCGUUAGAUUGCGUCCAAUUCCAAAACCCAAUUCUUGCAACUCUCUGGGAAUGUAAAAGAUCCUCACUUUGAAAGUGAGAGCACGAAUUGGGGGUGCGCGAGAAACAGAGCAAUACCAUGGAUGGAGUGGUGGUGAAAGAGGAAGAGAUUGUGACAUGCACUGUUGGUUCAUCAUCCUCUUCUUCUUCAAGCAUCUCACCUCAGCCAAUUGAGGGCUUACACGAAGUGGGCCCUCCCCCUUUUCUCACAAAGACCUUUGAAAUGGUGGAGGACCCUUCUACAGACGCGAUUGUCUCCUGGAGCAGAGCUCGCAACAGCUUCGUUGUUUGGGACUCUCAUAAGUUCUCCACCACUCUUCUUCCUCGCUACUUCAAGCACGGCAACUUCUCCAGCUUCAUUCGUCAGCUUAAUACAUAUGGUUUUAGAAAGGUUGAUCCUGACCGAUGGGAAUUUGCAAACGAAGGGUUUCUGGGAGGACAGAGGCAUUUACUGAAGACCAUCAAGAGGAGGAGGCAUGUGUCACAGAGUAUGCAACAAGAAGGUGGAGGAGGAGCUUGUGUUGAACUGGGCCAGUAUGGACUGGAGACUGAGCUUGAAAGAUUGAAGAGAGACCGAAAUGUUUUAAUGACUGAAAUAGUGAGGCUGAGGCAGCAACAACAAAAUUCAAAAGAACAAGUCAUGGCAAUGGAGGGUCGGUUGCAGACCACAGAGAAAAAACAACAGCAGAUUAUGGCCUUCCUUGCUAAAGCACUCAAUAGCCCAUCUUUUAUCCAAAACCUUCUUGAGAAGAAGGCUCAGAAUAAAGAGUUGCGUGGUAUGGAAAUUGGUCGAAAGCGGAGACUAGCAGCUAGCCCCAGUGUGGAGAAUCUGCAAGAAAAACCUAAAACCCAUGUUGUGGACUACUCAGCAAGCCAAGAUCAGGGAGAGUUGGAAACUAUGGGAUCGGAGAUUGAGACCUUUAUCUCAGCUGCUGCAUUGGAUAAUGAAUCAAGCAGUGAUAUCAUAGACCCUCAUUCAAGUUCAGUUGGUGGCAACUUAGGCAUUGUUAAUGAGACUACAUGGGAGGAGCUGUGGAGCGAUGAGCUCAUUGGUGGCAAUCCGGAGGAAGACGUUAUUGUGGUGGGCGAUGAAUCAGAUAUCGAUGUCGCGGUGGAGGAUUUGGUUGCAGAGCCAGCAGAUUGGGGUGAGGACUUGCAAGAACUUGUUGAUCAAAUGGGUUAUCUAAUCAGGUCCAAGCCUUGAUGAUAAGAAAAUGUCUGUGAUGAUGAAGUGGUUGUGUGCUGAGUUGGUCCCUGCAACCCCAUUCCUAUCUUUAAUCCUUAUAUUGCAUGGGGGAUGGUCAAAGUUGCAAAGGGGCCAACGAUGUAGUAGCUGUUUUUUCAGUAUCCUUUAAUAAUUAUUCAUAUCUAGUGUGUUUAGUAUUUUCUUGGCACUUUCAAAGUUGUGUCAGUGGUUUUGAUUUGCUGUUUCUUCUUUGAUGCUUUGCAGGUGGACCGGCCGAUGGAUACCUUUGAGGGGUUCCGUUCCUUGAACUUUAUACUUCUGAUAUAGCUUCAGAUUGCUGUACCCAGUAUACAUUUGUUCAUUCAAGUUUGUAUAUUUAGCACUUAGCAGUUAAGUCAGUUUUCUUGUAUGCUACUAUUGGAGACCUGGAGUGCAUGAAGUUAGUUUCUCUACAAAAGAUGAGAAAGUGGUUAUUGGUCAGCAAAUGCCUUUCAUUGAGUGCUGCAGAUCCACUGCGUUUAAGAAUUUCUGCUUGCCAAUGUUGAAGAAACUUCUCGCCACCUGAAAUUAUGUAAAUGUAAAAACAGUUGAUUGUACAUGUCUUGUUCAGGGCUGCUGUGUAGCUAGCUGUUCUUUUAGCUGAAACUGUCACUCUUCCUUUGAUGCAUAAAUCUAUUUCCAUGCAA
Prunus avium (sweet cherry) is the source of this 2083-nucleotide messenger RNA. Lineage: Eukaryota; Viridiplantae; Streptophyta; Magnoliopsida; Rosales; Rosaceae. The record is from RefSeq and is a predicted model, not a curated record.